AUGAUUGGUGGUGCAAUUUGGCGUAUCACAAAAAUGGGUGACGAAGAGAUCGUUUAUGCUGUUGAUUUCAAUCACAGAAAGGAACGGCACUUGAAUGGUUGCACAUUUGAAGGCAUUGGUCGGCCGAAUCUAAUGAUAACGGAUGCUUUCAACGCAUUGUAUAGUCAGCCACGCCGAAAGCAACGUGAUGAGCAGCUUGUAACGAGGCUUUUGGGCACCGUACGAGAUGGCGGUGAUGUUAUGGUAGUUAUUGAUACAGCCGGACGAAUACUGGAAAUUGCGCAUCUGCUUGAUCAGUUAUGGAACAAUGCGGAAGCAGGCCUUAUGACGUACAAUUUGGUGAUGCUGAGUUACGUUGCCUCAUCGGUGGUGGAAUUCGCGAAAUCACAAGUUGAAUGGAUGUCUGAUAAAGUGUUAAAAUCAUUUGAAGUUGGCCGCUACAAUCCUUUCCAGUUCCGACAUGUGCAGCUCUGUCAUACUCUUACCGAGCUGAUUCGAGUGAGGAGUCCCAAGGUGGUACUUGUAAGCGGUUUGGAUAUGGAGAGUGGCUUUUCGAGGGAAUUAUUUCUGGAUUGGUGCACUGAUGUCAAGAAUACUGUUAUUAUAACAGGGCGUUCUGGGGAUAGAACUCUUGGCGCGCGAUUAAUUCGUAUGGCAGAGCAGUCAGCUGAAAACCCGAAUGGUUCCAUAAAUCGGAAUCUAACAAUAGAGGUUAAGCGAAGAAUACGCCUGGAUGGCGCUGAGUUAAAAAAUUAUCGCGCAAUGAAACUUGCGGAAGAGCGUGAAGCAACUCGAAUUAGGUUGGAGCACGCUGAUUCAUCAGAAGACAGUGACGAUGAUACAGUGAUGGUGUUGGGCGCUUCUACAGCUGGGGCUGCCGGAAAAAUGUUCGUUGCUUCGAGACACGCAAGUACUGGAGCAGAUAAUGGACAUUUUGGGAAUAACUCUGCCACAGCUUCAGCAGACGUCACAGCAACUCAUAUAGCUGAGCAGCGCUCUCACGAUAUUAUGUGGAAAUGGGAGCAACAGCAGAAGUCAUCGUUUUUCAAGCAAAGCAAAAAAUCGUUUCCGAUGUUUCCGUACAUUGAAGAAAAAACCCGAUGGGACGAUUACGGCGAGGUUAUACGGCCGGAGGAGUACAUGGUAUCGGAUACUGCAGCGUUGCCGCCGCAUCCUGCAGAAUCCAAAGAUGCUGGUGGUGCUGGCUCAGACUGCGAUGAACAAGUUACUCUGUUACAAGAGGAGCGUGAAUGGCCAUCAAAAUGCAUUAGCCAAAUUGUGAAAAUGGAGGUUUUGUGCAAAGUUGAUUUUAUCGAUUUCGAAGGGCGUUCUGACGGUGAAUCGGUGAAAAAAAUUCUUUCACAGAUUAAACCCAAACAAAUGAUCAUUGUGCAUGGCUCAUCGGCAGCCACGCGACAUCUAGCACAAUACGCACAGCAGCAAAACAUCGUACAGGUAAUUCACCCGGAAUUGCUAUCAGCUCUUAUUCCAGAUCACCUGAGAAUGUCAUAG
Gongylonema pulchrum is the source of this 1512-nucleotide messenger RNA. The record is from the annotation of a GenBank genome assembly. NCBI's taxonomy places the organism in Eukaryota, Metazoa, Nematoda, Chromadorea, Rhabditida, Gongylonematidae.